AUGAUGAUCCCCAGUGUUAUUGCACCACCUGCAAUAUAUUCAGCAUUCAUGCAUCCUGCAGCAUCGUUGCAUUCACCUUUCCCGGCUCACCCGAGCUUUCUGGUGGAGGAUCUCCUGCGCAUCAACAGACCCAGCGGUUACCUGAACCAGGACGCGCACUCGCCAUGCGCCUCUCCUCCUGCUUCAACACCUCUUUCCAUCCCGGAUAACUUCAGGCUAUUGGACAGAGUCAGCCUCAGCAUCACGGAGAAACAUGGAUCUUGCUCCCCAAAAACGCCCGUGUCUAGCAAGGAUCCAACCUACCUCAAGUUUGGGGUGAGUGCCAUCUUGGCACCGUCACCAAAGAAAGCCACAUCUCCACCGUCCGUUCACGGCAUGCUUCCCAAAGCAUUCUCGGUGCCUUAUUUUGAUGGUUCAUUCUGCCCUUUCGUCCGUUCCUCAUACUUCCCUGCUCCUGCAUCUGUUGUACCCAUUCCUGGAACUUUUUCCUGGCCUCUUGCUGCGAGAGGGAAGCCCAGAAGAGGGAUGCUCCGCCGGGCAGUGUUUUCUGAUGUGCAGCGCAAAGCUCUGGAGAAAAUGUUCCAAAAGCAAAAAUACAUCAGUAAGCCAGAUAGGAAAAAACUCGCAGGGAAACUCGGACUAAAAGAUUCACAGGUCAAAAUCUGGUUCCAGAACCGGCGAAUGAAAUGGAGAAACUCCAAGGAGAGGGAGCUGCUGUCUUCCGGCGGUUGCCGAGAACAAACCCUGCCAACCAAAACAAAUCCUCACCCAGAUCUCAGCGACGUGGUUAAAAAGUCUUCUGAGGAUGAGGAAGAUGAAGAUGACGCUUGCGCUACAUCACAUUUCUGUCAACUUUCAAACAGCACUGAUUCCAGCAUUUCAUUCAAACACUCGGACUUUUCUGAAUCAGAGGAUGAAAUAACAGUUUCAUAAGCUAC
Molecule: messenger RNA, 938 nt
Organism: Sinocyclocheilus anshuiensis
Lineage: Eukaryota; Metazoa; Chordata; Actinopteri; Cypriniformes; Cyprinidae
Product: homeobox protein DBX1-A
Exons: 4
Coding region: 1-933 (310 amino acids)
Biological process (GO): regulation of transcription by RNA polymerase II; cell differentiation in spinal cord
Molecular function (GO): DNA binding; DNA-binding transcription factor activity, RNA polymerase II-specific
Source: RefSeq, a predicted model, not a curated record